UCAACUCUGAGUCUUUAAUUUCUUACUGCUAGGCAUCCACAUCAACAACCAUGUCUGAAACCGUACCUGCUGCGCCUCCUGUUACUUCUGCGGAAAAGACGCCUGUGAAGAAGGCUCGCAAGUCUGCUGGUGCCGUGAAGCGCAAGGCGUCCAGGCCCCCGGUAUCCGAGCUCAUCACCAAGGCUGUCUCCGCUUCCAAGGAGCGCAGCGGCAUGUCCCUGGCUGCGCUCAAGAAGGCGCUGGCAGCUGGCGGCUACGACGUGGAGAAGAACAACAGUCGGAUCAAGCUAGGUCUCAAGAGCCUGGUGAGUAAGGGCACCCUGGUGCAGACCAAGGGCACCGGCGCCUCUGGCUCUUUCAAGCUCAACAAGAAGUCGGCCACCGAGGAAGCGAAGCCCAAAGCCAAGAAAGCGAGCGCGACCAACCCCAAGAAGGCUACUGGGGCAAAGAAGCCCAGGAAGGCCACAGGCGCUGCCAGUCCGAAAAAAACCGCCAAGAAGACCCCAAAGGCAAAGAAACCAUUAGCAGGUACCGGGGCCAAGAAAGUGGUCAAGAGCCCGAAAAAGGUGAAGACAGCCAAACCGAAGAUGGCCAAGAGUCCAGCCAAGGCCAGAAUUCAUAAGCACAAGGUAGCCAAGCUUAAAGCGGUCAAGCCAAAGAAGGCGGCCCCCAAAAAGAAGUAA
Messenger RNA from Balaenoptera acutorostrata (minke whale), 683 nucleotides. Its product is annotated as histone H1.4-like. The transcript has a single exon. Bases 51 to 683 code for a protein of 210 amino acids. Gene Ontology annotation, molecular function: double-stranded DNA binding; structural constituent of chromatin; nucleosomal DNA binding. Gene Ontology annotation, biological process: nucleosome assembly; chromosome condensation; negative regulation of DNA recombination. Gene Ontology annotation, cellular component: nucleosome; nucleus. The record is from RefSeq and is a predicted model, not a curated record. Lineage: Eukaryota; Metazoa; Chordata; Mammalia; Artiodactyla; Balaenopteridae.